AUGCUGUCCCAGAUGCCCAUGGCGCAUUGUCAAUUCUCCCCAUCCCGAGCAAGGAGUUCUGGUGAUGGAGAUUUCUUCUUCUAUGUUGAGGGUGUAAGUUUCACACCUCUACCCUCAUGUCGGAACACUAACCCAGAAGUACAGCUACCUCCGUACUAUACCUGGGGAAUGUUGAAGGAUCUCACCAGAAAGGCUGCCCCUUACCCAGGAUGGACAGAGAUGGACUCGAAUCCUCAAGGCAUGCUGAAGGGCCGCGGCUGGAUCAAGAUUAAACGAGCCAAAGAUGCUUUCAACCUUUAUGGUAGGUCGAGUCAUCUAGACAAGUCGAAACAAAGAUUGAUCCAAGCUCCCNNAGGCUACUUGACCAAUGGAUCACCUUCUCUGAAGCCUCUCAAGGUCUACCUCUGGUCUACAGCUCGAUCACCUCCAGAGUUACUGCGAUGCAACGAUGUUCCGCGUCCAAUGCAGAGGUUCGCGCCGCCGCAGAGUGUCAGCGCCUAUUCCACAACUAUGAGUUCAGCCAUGAGCACACCAAUGAGUACGCCUAUGAGCACACCUAUGCACAGGAGUCCAGUGUUCCAUCACCCGCCUCCGAUUGCUCCAAGGAAGAUGAGUCCGAGAUACAUCUAUACACCAAACCAACGUCCGAUCAAUGCAACAGGUGGUCUUGUACAGACCGAGUCAAGAGGUAUAUUCAUAACCCAAUUGGACUAUGCAAUCGAUCAGCGGCAGCUAGAGGAGUACCUGCGCAGGAUCGGAUCCUUCGACAGCUGCGAGAUCCGACGGGAUCCGGCUAGUGGCAGAUCGCGCGGCAUCGCGACAGCCAAGUUCGCAAAUGCAGAGGCGGCUGCCAGAGCAAUUCAGAUGCUGCAUGGACAGAGGCUCAUGAGCAAGACAGUCAGCGUGCGCUUUGACACGGAAAAGGAGGCGGUGGCACCACCAAGCUCGAGCAAGAGCUAUCACGAAGGCCUCAUCAUUGCGAAUGGCUCGGAAUGA
Molecule: messenger RNA, 996 nt
Organism: Aureobasidium uvarum
Lineage: Eukaryota; Fungi; Ascomycota; Dothideomycetes; Dothideales; Saccotheciaceae
Source: the annotation of a GenBank genome assembly